Molecule: messenger RNA, 3943 nt
Organism: Hipposideros armiger (great roundleaf bat)
Lineage: Eukaryota; Metazoa; Chordata; Mammalia; Chiroptera; Hipposideridae
Gene: TMPRSS7
Product: transmembrane serine protease 7
Exons: 17
Coding region: 1679-3943 (754 amino acids)
Biological process (GO): proteolysis
Molecular function (GO): serine-type endopeptidase activity; protein binding
Source: RefSeq, a predicted model, not a curated record
GGAGUAUUUUAUCACUGACAUUAUUUAGAAUUGCUGGUGAGUAGUGAUAAUAGAAAAGCAGCCUUUAGUUGGCUUUAUAACUGUUUUUAAGUUCUUUACAUAUAGUGCAGCCUCCUAUGAUUUUCUGCGCCUUCCCAUUCUUGAUGAUUUCAAAGAAAAACAAAGCUAGACAGUGUAAGGCUGUAAAGAGAGAUUUUAUUCACUACUAUUGCAAUAAGGUAGACACUUCAUAAUAGAACUUAGCACUUAGCUCAAUUCCAAAUAUAAUAAAGACAACUGUUGUUUUAUGGCCAAUGAGUAGAGUGAGGGGGCCAAUUGGUGGACAAUUACUAAGAGGAGACAUCACUAGGAGGAGAGUUCUUGCUAAAGGCAGGCCAAAGAUUUAUACUUCAAGGGUAGGGUAUGAGGAACUUGAUCAGAUAUCCAGGUGGAGAUUCUCACCAAACUGAGAGCAGGAUUCUUGCUAUAGCUGGGCUAGGCAGGUGGUGGAGGUCAGGGUCCAAGGAUGAGGCCUAGUCAAGAUGAGGGCUCAGAAGAGUCCUGAAAAUUUGACUUUCAAGAAGAGAAUCUCUGUCAGUGGUAACUGCCUAGGACAUAUAUUCGUGAAAUAGGUAGCUCUAGAAACAAGGGAAAUAAUACAGAAAAGAUGGGCAAUUAAAGAGGACUUCAUUUUUAAACAUCCCAAUCUUAUGAUUAUAAAGCCCAAAUCAUCAUUAGUCAUUUCGUCAGUGAUAUUAAUAAAGAAUAAAAGCCAGGAAGUAAAUGUGCAUAAUAUGACAUAACUUGUUUGUCUUUCUGUCUUUACUCCCUAGUCUUUCACCACUUUCAGUGGCAGUUUCUCACUUUCUUUUUUAUGACAUGGCUUUGAAUGACAAAGUUUGUGUCUAGAUCAGCAUAGCAAUGUUUCCUCCUUUCAAAGGUGAUUGAUCAGCUUUCUAUUGACACCCGGUGCCAACAAGGGAAAAAGGCCAUGUCCCAAGGAAGAGACGUGUAGGACCAGUGUGGGACCAGUCCCAGCCUUUUUCUGUCUCAUGUCUGACACUAACCCUCAUGAUUACCCUCCUGUUCCCAGCUUGUCUCUAACUCAGGUUGACAUGGGGAAGAGUGGGAGAGACGGGAACAGGGGAUUUUUAUCCGAAAGGGCCUGGGUUUACUGAGGAUUUCAAGAGGAGGGGGAGAAAAAAGGAAAAAAAAAUACCCUCUUAGAUGGGGUUUUCAGAGAGGGUAGCUGGAAAAUGGAAAGUUACAUUAGAGAGUGAAGUUUCUGGAGCUAGAAAAGUGAGGGUGUGGGGAUUUAUAGGAAGCAGAGCUGAGGGUUAUAAAUUAGAUCUCUUAUUAUUCUUUAGCAGAGGCUGGCAAAAAUUUUAAAGACUUGUGAAUAUUUUUGGGUGGUUGGACUGUGUCCAUGUGAGGCUCAGCCCUGAGGGUCCUGACUGAUCGAGUUACAUUAAGAAACCUUUAGUUUGAGGGGCAAAGUUGACUGCUAGGUCCCUUUAACAUUCCCUAUAUAGCAAUGAGGCAGCUUCAGUUUCUGAACUGGACCCAGUGGAGGUAAAUUGACUCCUUUCCUCUGAAAGCUAGCUUGAAUGCGGCAACCAAUUCUUCUCAAGCGAGAAUGUGAGGGGGUGAAAACUGGCUUUGAGACACUUCUGGAUGUUCACAUGUGGAACACCUAAAAAUGGACAAAGAAAACAGUGAUGUUUCAUCCAAACCUGCUGAUGUGAAUAUAUCCAAUAUCUCAGUUCAGGUGGUCAGUGCCCCGGCGAAGUUUCCAGUACGACCAGUGAGACCAGUGAGACCAGUGAGACCAGUGAGACCAGGGAGACGGCCACUUCGAAAACCCAUCAGCAAAGCCAAACCCAAGAAGCAACUCAAGAAGAAAGCUCCCUUUUGGAAUGUCCAAAAUAAAAUCAUUCUCUUCACAGUAUUUUUGUUCAUCCUAGCGGUCACAGCCUGGACACUUCUGUGGCUCUACAUCCGUAAGACAGAGAGCAAAGAUGCCUUUUACUUUGUUGGGAUGUUUCGCAUCACCAACAUUGAGUUUCUUCCGGAACACCGACAAAAGGAUUCCAGGGAAUUUCUGUCAGUGGCACGGACUGUGCAGCAAGUGGUAAACUUGGUUUACACAACGUCUGCCUUCUCCAAAUUUUACAAGCAGUCGGUCAUUGCAGAUGUCAGCAGUAACAACAAAGGUGGCCUCCUUGUUCACUUUUGGAUUGUGUUUGUCAUGCCACAUGCCAAGGCCCAUAUCUUCUGUGAGGAUUGUGUGGCUGCCAUCUUGAAGGACUCCAUCCAGACGAGCAUCAUAAACCGGACUUCUGUGGGAAGCUUGCAGGGUCUGGCUGUGGACAUGGACUCUGUGGUACUAAAUGCUGGGCUUCGGUCAGAUUACUCUUCAACCAUAGCACCUGAGAAAGGCUGCUCUCAGUACUUGUAUGCAGAUCAUCUGUCUGUCCGCUACCCUCUGGACAUUUCUGCCACCUCAGGGAGGCUGAUGUGCCACUUCAAGCUGGUGGCCACAGUGGGCUAUGUGAUUCGUCUGUCAAUAGAGUCCAUCCAAAUUGAAGCCGACAACUGUGUCACCGACUCCCUGACCAUUUAUGACUCCCUCUUGCCAAUCCGGAGCACCAUUUUGUACAGAAUUUGUGAACCCACAAAAACAUUAAUUUCAUUUGUUUCUACAAAUAAUCUCAUGUUGGUGAUAUUUAAGUCUCCUCAGAUACAGAGGCUAUCAGGAAUCCGGGCAUAUUUCGAGGUCAUUCCAGAACAAAAGUGUGAAAAUGCAGUUUUGGUCAAAGAAAUCACUGGCUUUGAAGGGGAAAUUUCAAGUCCAUAUUACCCAAGCUACUAUCCUCCAAAAUGCAAGUGUACCUGGAAAUUUCAGACUCCCCUAUCAACUCUUGGCAUAGCACUGAAAUUCCAUAACUAUUCAAUAAGCAAGAAGAGUGUGAAAGGCUGUGACCAUGGAUGGUGGGAAAUUAAUGAGCACAUGUACUGUGGCUCCUACAUGGAUCACCAGACAAUAUUUCGAGUGCCUAGCCCCCUUGUUCACCUUCAGCUUCAGUGCAGUUCAAGGCUUUCGGACAAGCCACUUUUGGUGGAAUAUGGCAGUUACAACAUCAGUCAACCCUGUCCUGUUGGAUCUUUUAGAUGCUCCUCCGGUCUGUGUGUCCCUCAGGCUCAGCGGUGUGAUGGCGUAAAUGACUGCUUUGAUGAAAGUGAUGAACUUUUCUGUGUGACUCUUAAACCUGCCUGCAAUGCCAGCUCCUUCAAGCAGCACAGCCCUCUGAUCUGUGAUGGCUUCCGGGACUGUGAGGAUGGCCAGGACGAGCAGAACUGCACUCAAAGCAUUCCAUGCAACAAUGAAACUUUUAAGUGUGGCAAUGAUAUUUGCUUUAGGAAACAAAAUGCAAAAUGUGAUGGGACUGUGGACUGUCCAGAUGGAAGCGAUGAAGAAGGCUGCAGCUGCAGAAGGAGUUCCUCCACCCCCCACCGCAUCAUUGGGGGCACUGACACUCAGGAAGGGGGUUGGCCAUGGCAAGUCAGCCUCCACUUCAUUGGAUCUGCCUACUGUGGAGCCUCGGUCAUCUCCAGGGAGUGGCUUAUCUCUGCGGCCCACUGUUUCCAUGGAAACAGCAGGCUGUCAGACCCCACACCAUGGACUGCUCACCUCGGGAUGUAUGUGCAGGGGAAUGCCAAGUUCAUCUCCCCGGUGAGAAGAAUUGUGGUCCACGAGUACUAUAACAGCCAGACUUUUGACUAUGAUAUUGCCUUGCUACAGCUCAGUGUCGCCUGGCCUGAGACCCUGAAACAGCUCAUACAGCCAAUAUGCAUUCCUCCUGCUGGCCAGAAAGUACGCAGUGGGGAGAAGUGCUGGGUGACCGGCUGGGGGCGAAGACACGAAGCAGCCUCUUCGAAAUCCCCAGCUGAAAAUGCAGCCUGA